Molecule: messenger RNA, 3761 nt
Organism: Brassica rapa (field mustard)
Lineage: Eukaryota; Viridiplantae; Streptophyta; Magnoliopsida; Brassicales; Brassicaceae
Product: O-acyltransferase WSD1
Biological process (GO): triglyceride biosynthetic process
Cellular component (GO): plasma membrane
Molecular function (GO): diacylglycerol O-acyltransferase activity
Source: RefSeq, a predicted model, not a curated record
GAUAAAAAGUAAUUAGAUUGUUAGACAUCUUUAUUAUUUAAAAUUAUUACUUGUCAUAUAUAUCUUAAUCACAUUAGGUAAUUCUGUAUGCUUUAUUUAAGGAAAUAAUAUAUAAUAAAUUUCAAUUUGAUAAAUAAAUAAUUCAUAAUGAACAUACUAUAUAAUAUAACAUUCUCUAGCAAUUUAAUUUUGGACUAACAAAAUUCUCAAUUGAUUCUCAAGCCGCAAUGUAAGCAAAAUUGAUAUUCUAAUUAAAUGACACUUAAGCACGACUCAUUUUUAGUUAUAACUUUUUAAAUGUUUCUCAAUUAAUAUAUAGUAGAUUUUUCGAGACAGUUAUUAAUGACUGAAGAUUACAAUAGAAAAUGCAGUAUAACGUCCUAUAUAAAAUACUACGUGACAUAAAUUAAUAAUUUAAAAAAAAAUUAAGUUCUGAUCCAAUUAUUUUUUAGAGUAAUAUAUCUAUAUAACUUAAUAAAAUAUCACGAUGUCGAUGUUAUUUAAUUAUAGAGCCUGUGUCUGUCUAUAAAAUGGAUAUAAAUUUUGACAUUUGCACCAAAAAGUGGUAUAUGUAGCAAUGAAGUGUUACGCUAAAAGUCACGGUUGAUGAUUUUUGUGUUGUUAGUGUAAAUACAUCUUUUAUAAAAUUAAAACAAAAUAAUGACCAAAAUAUCGUUUUCUAUGAAAACUCAUGAUAAAAAUUAUUCACAGACGAUAUACAAAAUUUCGAGAGAAUUUAAACGUUUUUAUAAAGCUUAAUAUAUAAUAUUGAACUGUUCAACGCCUUGAAAUAUUGAUAGCUACGUGAGGCUUAGCAUGUGUAUAUAAAUCAACCAUGCACUUUAUGAAAUUAUUCAUAUAAACAGCCAAAAAAAAAAGAAGAUAUGGCAAUUGAGAAGCAAGUGAUUGUUGGAGAGAUACCGGUCAGCCCGUUUUCACGGCUGUUCAGCAUGCCAGGCCUCGAUUGCUUCAACAUAGUCACCAUUGGAUUCAAAAACGAGGCCAGUCCAUCAGCCUUUAUAGAAGGCUUGAAGAAUACUUUGCUCAACCAUCCACGCUUCUCUUGCAUACUAGAGACAGGUUCUGGUGAACACAAACCAAGAUGGAUUCCCACAAACGUAAACGUUAAAGAUCAUGUAGUUGUUCCGAAUAUAGAUCCCACGAUUGAAAACCCUGAUCAAUUUCUAGAGGAUUAUACAUCAAAUAUGGUUUUUUCACCAAUUGAUGUGUGUAAACCGUUAUGGGAGAUACACAUACUCAAUAUUAAAACAUCAGAUGCAGAAUCUCUCCUUGUGGCGAGAUUUCAUCACUCCUUGGGUGAUGGGAUGUCACUUAUGUCUCUUUUACUCGCUUGUAGUCGAAAAACAAGUGACCCAGGGGCAUUACCCACUUUGGUUGCUCAAAAAAAGAGCAAAGUAACCAAUGUUGUUUGGUGGUCGUUGGUUUCUCGUUUGUGGUUAAUAAUAAAACUAAUGUUCAACACUGUUGUUGAAGUUUUCAAGUUUCUGCUCAUUCUAUGCUCCGUCCGUGACAACGCAACUCCUCUAAUGGAGAAACCAAGGGCUACACUUACCCCUAACAAGUUCAUUCACAGAGUCAUUAGUUUGGACGAUGUGAAAGUCGUGAAGAACGCAAUGAAUAUGACUGUGAAUGAUGUUAUUCUUGGAAUGGUGCAAGCUGGUCUUUCACGAUAUCUGAGUCAAAAAUACGACUCGGAAACAAAUCCGAAGUUAAAGAAAUCUCUAGAAAAUAUAUGUCUUCGUGGUGUUGUAUUCUUUAACCUAAGAUCAAAUAAGAAAAUCGAGGAUCUUGCUAAAAUGAUGGAGAAAGGUUCGACGUCAAGAUGGGGAAACUCAAUCGGUUAUGUUAUGAUUCCGCUAUGGAUGAAAUCUGAAAAUGAUAUAUUUGAAUACAUCCGACGAUCUAAAACUAUUAUGGAUCGAAAAAAACUCUCUCUCGAACCUCUAUUUUCCUAUACGUUGUUCAAAUUGACUGUGGAAGUUUUUGGAUAUAAGGUGAGUUUGUAUAUCAUUCUUAUUUCGAUCAUGUUUGAUAUAUUAUAUGUGAUGGUAAAUUCAAACGGAUUCAUUUGGACGUGUGGGUGGAUAACAGGCACUAAGAACUCUUGCAAUGAGAAUUUUUGGUCGCUCAACAGUCGUAUUGUCAAAUGUUGCCGGUCCGACCGAAGAAAUAAGCCUUUUCGACCACCAAAUAUCUUAUGUUGCCGCAAGUAUAUCUGGUUUUCCACAGGUAUGACCCAAAAGGCAAAUAAUAUAUCCUUGAUUUAUUUUGCAAGUCUAGUAAUUCUAAAAUGGUCAAAAAGAAAAAAGAACGGAUGUUAAACUAAAUUUAAAUAAAAAAUGUUUUAAGAAAUGACUGCAACUUGAGCUUAAAAGUUAUUAUAAAGUGAUAUUUAUUUGGAUGUUUAGUUAUGUUUUCUGUAAGUUACCAUUAAUUGGGUUCGAACGAGAAUGAAACCGCACAUAUAGACAAAACUAACACUGUGUUUUUAUUGGACAAGGCGCUCAUUGUCCACAUAACAAGCUAUGUAAACAAAGCUAUCAUCAAUCUUGGAGUUGAUCUCGACGUAAUUCCAGACCCUCAUCACCUUUGUGAUCACAUAGUCGAAGCUCUUCAGAUUAUGAAAUCAGCUGUCGAAGAAGAAAUUUCUGCCGAUUUGGGCGUUUGAAACGAAAUGUCUGAUAAUGCUUUUUGCGACAGUAAAAGUUCGACGUAGACAUCUAAACGAACCUAGUCACAAAAAAGUCGCAUCAGUUCUUCAUUUCCUAUGAUACGAGUGUUUUCUAUGUAUAACUAUUUAGUCUAUUUUCCAUUCAUGUGUUAUUUAUAGCCGAACAUUUAUCAUACCUUGCCAUCUUAUCUACGAGUGGGUGUAAUAUCUAUUUCUACAGUUUGUAUAUUGAUUAUAUGGAUGAAUAACUUACAAUUCAUUAUACUCGUAUUUAUAGUUUUAAAAUUCAGUAUUCUAAUUUUCCAUUUAGAGUAAAUUUUUGAAUAAUUCUUGGGUUCACCAUUUAAGGUGAAUGUCUAGGUUCACCACAGUCAUAAUAGUCAAUAUCAUGUAUGUUUUUGAAAAAAAAGUAACAGUAAUUACUGAAAAGGAAAUAUUUUUUUUUAAUGUUGUUAACGCCGUGAGUAAAACCCUAAGCUCUAAUCCUAGACACUAAACUCUAAACUCUACACCCUUAAAUAAAUUCUAUAUUCUUGGAUAGAUCAUAAAUCUUUGGAUAAAUCAUGAAUCUUUGGAUAAAUUCUAAAUCAUAGGAUAACUUCUACACCUUAGAGUAAACCCUAAUAAGUGAAUUUUAGGGUUUAGGACUUACUCAAGGGUUUAAAAUUUAUCAAAGAGUUUAAGAUUUUUUCAAGAGUUUAGAGUUUAAUGUUUAUGAUUUUUCCAAACGUUUAAGGUUUAAUGUUUAGGAUUUAAAGAAUUGGUAAUUACUAUUAUUUUUUAUUUUUAUUUUAUUUUUUGAUUUCAAAAACUGACAAAUUUUUAUUGGUUAUUAGUAAAUCUAGAAAUUAACUCAAAGGAGCGAAUCCAAGAAUAACCAAAAUAUAUUAUCUAUUAAUGACAUUUUUCCUAAUCCUCCGGAUAUCAAUCUUGAUAACAAAGCAAUCCGCCUUGUGUCUAUGAUGGUCACUUCGUUCGGCCCAACGAAUUUCACACUUUAGUAAUGCACUGAGAUUUAAGUUAAUUUCAGAAUCAACUCUUAUCAUUAAGGAAUCGAUACAAAAAAAAA